CGAUGUACAGUCGCUGGGACCGGGACGUCAGAUAGGAUAUAUCGGUUGUAAGCAGUCAGCUAGCGAACCGUUUUUAUAUUGUAUUGGCAAUAACGUGAGGCUUCUGAAAAAAUGGAUAACUCCGGUAAAGAGAAGGAAGCUAUUCAGCUUAUGGCAGAAGCAGACAAGAAAGUAAAGUCGUCAGGGUCGUUCUUGGGUGGAAUGUUUGGGGGGAACCACAAGGUAGAGGAGGCGUGUGAGAUGUAUGCCCGCGCAGCCAACAUGUUCAAGAUGGCCAAGAACUGGAGCGCUGCGGGAAGCGCCUUCUGCCAAGCAGCCCGUCUGCACAUGCAGUUGCAAAGCAAACACGACGCUGCCACCAGCUUUGUGGAUGCUGGCAACGCCUACAAGAAGGCCGACCCGCAAGAGGCUAUCAACUGUUUAAAUGCAGCCAUCGAUAUUUAUACAGACAUGGGAAGGUUCACCAUCGCUGCCAAGCACCACAUCACCAUUGCCGAGGUUUACGAGUCGGAGCUGGUCGACAUAGAGAAGGCCAUUGCACACUAUGAACAGGCCGCAGACUACUACAAAGGGGAGGAGUCAAACAGCUCUGCUAACAAGUGCCUGCUGAAGGUGGCAUCCUAUAGUGCCCAGCUGGAGCAGUACCAGAAAGCCAUCGAAAUAUAUGAGCAGGUCGGCACCAACACUAUGGAUAACCCCUUGCUGAAAUACAGUGCCAAGGAGUACUUCUUCAAGGCUUCACUCUGCCACUUCAUUGUUGAUGAACUGAAUGCAAAGCUGGCUGUUGAGAAGUAUGAGGAGAUGUUCCCCGCCUUUUCAGACUCCAGAGAAUGCAAGCUGCUUAAGAAACUUCUGGAAGCUCACGAGGAGCAGAACAGUGAAGCCUUUACUGAGGCUGUGAAGGAGUUUGACUCUAUCUCCCGUCUGGACCAGUGGCUGACCACAAUGCUUCUGCGCAUCAAAAAGACCAUCCAGGGUGAUGCUGGGGAUCUGAAGUGACCUGUAUUGCCAGACUCUCUCUGUACUGUUUUUGUGCAAAGUCCCGGUUUAGAUUUCUUCAUAUUUUCAGUACAAAUAGCUACAAUAUUAUACGCAUAUAUCAAUAUAUUAUAAGCAACAACUUGAAUUUUUGGUUGUUUAAAUGAAGUCAGGAUCGGGUGUGCUAUUCCCCAGUUUGCCCUUCAUAUACUUUUCCCCAUAGGCUGCAUCUCUAAUACAUGACCUUUUUGGGGACUUAUAAUAGGUUUAAAAUUCAGUUUCUAGGUUAGGAGGUGUCAGGAGGUUUAUAGAAAUAAAGGCCAAGGACAUUCCAGAAGACUGAUAGAUAUGGAGGAUUUUCACAAAUUGUGAUCACUUUUUAUAUGGUUCUAGUGCAGGUCUUGCGUGGUGUACAGUUGUAAUUAUUCAGUAGGCAGAGAGCACAUAUUCAGUAUUUUUAUUUAUAAAUUUAUUUUUAAAGCAAAGAUUUUAUUCUUUUUGUCUCUGUUGGCCAGCAGCCUGUUGAUAAAGGCGGUUGGUUUGUUUCUGUUCUCAUUCUGUCAAUUCCUGGGGCUUUGUUUGUACCCUCUUAUGGCUGAUGGCAAGGAAUGAAGCCGAAAUGAGGUAUCGUUCUGUGUUUUCAUAAAAACCACAGCACAUGGUUGAUUGGUUAGAGAACUUUUAUAUGCAAUUAGGAAAUGGGCUUUUCAAUUAAAAUUUCCCUGUCAAAAUGUGGCCCUUAGAUGGGAAAAUGGCUACUGGAUCAGUUAUAUUUGAUGAUGUUGAAUUGAUUAUUGGAUAUUGUGUCUGAGUUUAUAGUGCUAAUGGUAACACUUAAGGCAUCUACUUCUGAUUCGUUACUUCCCAGUUUGACUUUUGGCAGUUCUGAUUCAUUAGUCCUUAAUUCAUGUUUCGUCCAGCUGUAUUUGGUACGGUUUUCCACUAAUCAUUUGAAGUAAUUUGAGUCGUUUGGCUGUGUCAUGGUUGUAUAUUACUGUUUCCAUUCUCUGCUUAUGCUAAGUGAAUCAGUUUUUGUUCUUGGAAUUCUGAAGUAUUUUUGCACAGUUACCAAUAGUAACAAUUCCCUUGAUGUUGUCAAUGUGCUGAAUCUUGUAAGCUGUAGUUGUGUACACCAUGUUUCUUGUGUUAAAUGUCUGUGUUAUGAAUGUGUGCUAAUUAUUCGAGUCAGCUCUGCGCGUGCACCCCAGCAAGCAUGGUGUUAUCUGUACUGUAAAUUGUGAAGUCUUAACAGAUUUUCACAGGGCCAGGGAAGGGACCGUAAAUCUGCAAAUCAGGAUUAAUCCCAGUCAAGAAACAACAAAACAGACCUGGUCUUUUGUGCAUCUGUUGUGUGUCAUUUUGUGCUGAACUUUACUGUAAUA
Molecule: messenger RNA, 2360 nt
Organism: Megalops cyprinoides (Indo-Pacific tarpon)
Lineage: Eukaryota; Metazoa; Chordata; Actinopteri; Elopiformes; Megalopidae
Gene: napba
Product: N-ethylmaleimide-sensitive factor attachment protein, beta a
Exons: 11
Coding region: 112-999 (295 amino acids)
Biological process (GO): synaptic transmission, glutamatergic; SNARE complex disassembly; regulation of synaptic vesicle priming
Cellular component (GO): vacuolar membrane; terminal bouton; synaptobrevin 2-SNAP-25-syntaxin-1a complex
Molecular function (GO): syntaxin binding; soluble NSF attachment protein activity
Source: RefSeq, a predicted model, not a curated record